Molecule: messenger RNA, 2365 nt
Organism: Misgurnus anguillicaudatus (oriental weatherfish)
Lineage: Eukaryota; Metazoa; Chordata; Actinopteri; Cypriniformes; Cobitidae
Gene: mogat2
Product: monoacylglycerol O-acyltransferase 2
Biological process (GO): diacylglycerol biosynthetic process; triglyceride biosynthetic process
Cellular component (GO): endoplasmic reticulum membrane
Molecular function (GO): 2-acylglycerol O-acyltransferase activity; diacylglycerol O-acyltransferase activity
Source: RefSeq, a predicted model, not a curated record
UCCGCCCACUCAAUAAGUUAAUGAGGCUAAUGUUGUGAAAACGAUAUGCUGUGCUCAAAAUAUUUACAUAAUGAUUGGUCUAAAACACCCAGACCCUUAUAUGUAGCAUAUUAUUGUAUUUUAUUAAAUAUAUUACUUUUAUAAUUGAUUUAAAAAGCAACAGUAACGGUAAUAAAAAGCAAUAACAAAGAUUUCGUGCAUUUACAAAGUUGUACGUUUUUCCACGUGAUAACUAUUUCCACCAAAUAAUUAAACAUACACACAAAUAAUAAUAAAACAUAUCAAUAAUAGUUAAAAUAAUAACAAAUAUCAAUGUGAUAUUGUAGUUUGACUUUACUUUGACUUUAUCUGUUUUGAUAAAGGUCAAUAAAAAAUACAGAACAGAAUACUAAAAGCAAAAAAAAUUCUGACAAGUAUACUGUACACUCAGCAGAGGGAUUUUUAAAAAUAACUUUAAUCAGUAAGCCAUUGACAAACAUGUAAAAAAAAAUCAGGCAACCUAAAGUGUGAUUAAUUUGGUUUAAUUAAAAUUAAUUUUGUUGUAUAACUUAAAAAAAUAUUAAAUAUGACUGUAUCAGACUAUCAGCAUGUAUAAGGGUCAAGUAAUAGCUGUAAGAUAACUACAGCAUGUUGUCACUUUUUAAAUGUGUGCAAAGUUUUCAAAGUGAAUAUAGGUUGUUAAUGUUUAUCAUUUAAUAGAUAUUGUUUUAAUUAUUUAGUAGAUCUUUAUCUUUUAAUACAACUUACAAAGCAUGCAAAACAUUGAAUUUGCAUAGUCUUCAAUUUCGGACUAAAUGCAAAUUGACACCAUGAUUAUGACAGGGCUGUGUGUAGGGUAAAACAAACACAUAAUAUUUUUUACAUGAAUGCAUACUUUUAAUGUAAUUUUGUCCAGCUCAUUGCCUCUGGAGUCAAAGGUCUCACUAGUCUAGUGUACUCUUAGGUAAUAAUCCUAUCAAAUGGAGUGAAUGAUCAGAUAAGUAAGUAUGAAAGAAGGCAGGUAGCAGACCAGGACAUGGUACCAGACUUUGACCUCAGACUGAAGAUCCCUGUGCUCUGCUGAUCUCUCGGCCUCUCUUCGGCUCUUGGCGUCUUCGUGAGGUCUGGUUCAGCCAUGAAGAUUGAUUUUGCUCCAUCCAAUUUGCCUAUUGUUAGGAGGCUACAGACUGCGGUCGUAUUGUUAUGGGUCUUCUCUUUUCUGGCCCUUGCCCCCCUUUGUGUAGUAUUGUUCCUCUGCUUGCUAUUCACACGAUUUUGGCUCAUCAGUGUGCUCUAUGCUAUCUGGUGGUAUGUUGACUGGGACACGCCCUCAAGAGGAGGUAGAAAGGUGCAGGUGCUCUGCAAAAUGCGCAUGUGGGAGCACAUGAGGGAUUAUUUUCCCAUAAAGCUGGUGAAGACCGCUGAUUUGGACCCCAGACAAAACUAUGUGCUGGGUUUUCAUCCUCAUGGUAUUCUUGUGGCUGGUGCUUUUACAAAUUUCUGCACAGAGGCCACAGGUUUCAGUAAACUUUUCCCCGGACUAAAGAGAAAUCUCCUGAUGCUUCCUCUCUGGUUCAGAGCUCCAUUCUUCAGGGAUUACAUUAUGAGUGCAGGUCUCGUUCCAUCGGAUAAGGAGAGUGCCAGCUACCUGCUCCAAAGCAAGGGGGUUGGGAACGCUGUGGUCAUUGCAGUUGGCGGUGCUCCCGAGGCUUUGGAUGCCCGCCCUGGUGUCUACAUCGUUCACCUAGCCAACAAAAAGGGCUUUGUUAAGUUUGCAAUAGAGCACGGGGCCAGUUUGGUUCCUGUAUAUUCAUUUGGAGAGAAUGAGGUAUUUGAUCAGGUGGAGAACCCUCGUGGAACCUGGCUGCGGUAUAUUCAAGAGCGCCUGCAAAGAAUCAUGGGUGUUUCGCUGCCGCUUUUUCACGCACGUGGAGUUUUCCAGUACAGCUUUGGCCUAAUGCCCUACAGAAAGCCAAUAAACACUGUUGUGGGACGGCCAAUCAAGGUAGAGAAAAAGGAGAAACCCAGCGCAGAAGAUCUGGACAAUGUUCAUCAACUCUACAUGGAUGAACUUGCACAGCUGUUUGAGGAACACAAAAGAAACUAUGGAGUACCUGAAGACUCUCAUCUGGUGUUUCAAUGACCUGACGGCAUCACUGAAGUGUGUGUGUGCGUGUGUGUGUGUGUGUGUGUGUGUGUGUGUGUGUGCGUGUGUGAUGUAAGAGUAAAGAUUUGUCAAUUGUAUUAGCUACAUCAUCAAAUCAUUACUUUGAUUAUUUUACAAAAGAAAUUACAAUUCAUUUUUUUUAAUUGUUGUUGUUUAUACUGUUUAUGCUUUAUAGCACUUGAAAAACUUCUAAAUAAAUUUACAGCUCUUUAUUACGGA